This is a messenger RNA of Aspergillus terreus NIH2624, 675 nucleotides long. RefSeq names its product DUF1993 domain-containing protein. The record is from RefSeq and is a predicted model, not a curated record. NCBI's taxonomy places the organism in Eukaryota, Fungi, Ascomycota, Eurotiomycetes, Eurotiales, Aspergillaceae. The coding region runs from base 1 to 675 and encodes 224 amino acids. The transcript is spliced from 2 exons.
AUGGUUUAUUCCCUUUACGAUGGGACCAUCGUGAUGGCCCAAAGUGCGCUCACCUCGUUGGCACACAUCUUACAUCAGGCUGAACAACGCCCCAAUGCCGCCGACCUCCUUACCGCACGUUUGCACGAUGACAUGAAGCCGUUGACCUUCCAAGUCCAUAUUGCCACUCAGGUUACCGAGAAAAUGCUUGCUCGGUUGACCGGUCGCGAGCCUGUGGUCUACGAUGAGAAUCUUACAUCGUUCCCGGAUUUACAUGAACGCCUUCAAACCGCGAUCAAAGCGCUCGGUGAAGCCGACAAGGAUACCGUCAAUCGACGAGGUGAAGAAGUGGAAGCCACAACAUUAGCGCCGGGCACAGUUCUGCCGAUGAGCGGAGCUGCAUUUGUCAAUGCUACCGCCAUUCCCAACAUCUUCUUCCACCUCACUACUGCGUAUGCCAUCUUGCGAAAGGAAGGUGUACCGCUCGGAAAGCGUGACUAUAUCAUGAGUUUCGUCACAUCCCAACUUGCGGGAAGCCAGGAUCUAUAUGGGCCGUGCUACGUCGUCAAAUCUGUAGCAAGUUUGAUUGCGCCUGGUAUGCCUCGUAUCUCCGGCCGCCUCAAAUGCUUCAAUAUUGGAGCGACGCACGAAGCCAGCCAGGCUUCUGGCAAAAUCAGGAGCCGCGUAACGAAAUGA